AUAUCGUUUAAAUUGACCAUUUGUUGUGUUUGGAGCCCCGUCAGUAUUCGGCACUAGGUCACGUGGUUAGUCAUCCCAGAGCGCGAGCCUCGGCCCGUCAGUGACGCCAACUUCCCCAGAUAACUUCGGCGAUGUCCACUCCUUCCACACACUUCGAUCCCCUCAAACACUCAACCCACGACGUGUCGCAAAGGAGCAGCGAAGUUGUGGUGAACAAGUUGUCACUAUGGCUAUCAGAGAGGAUAUCGUCGCAUCAGCUGUGACAUUCCUUCAGGAUCCAAGCGUUGCCGCAUCCCCGGUGGAGAGCCGGAUUGCGUUCCUUCAAUCGAAGAACCUCACCCAAGAAGAGGUGGACGCUGCGCUCGCGCGAGCAGACGGCCAAGCAGCGGCACCGUCAUAUGCAAACUAUGCACCACAGCAGCAGGUAGCUAGGCAGCCACCUCCCGGAUAUGGAGGAGGCUAUCAACAGCCAUGGCAGCCACAAGCUCCGCCGGAGCUUCCAAAGAGAGAUUGGAGGGACUGGUUCAUCAUGGCCACAGUCGCUGGUGGUGUCUCAUACGGGCUAUACACCGUGGCCAAGCGCUACGUCCUCCCGCUGAUUGCCCCUCCUACUCCCCCCCAACUCGAGCAAGACAAGGCCUCAAUCGACGCCUCGUUCGAGAAAGCCUUUACCCUCCUAGAACAACUUUCCAAAGACACCGACGCUCUCAAAUCCGCCGAGGAGGAGCGCACCACGCGCCUUGACGCUACCCUCGCGGACGUCGAAUCCGCCAUCAGCGAGCUCAAGGCCUCCGCUCGCCGCCGCGACGACGAGUCCCGCCGCACCACCGACGAAGUCCGCGCCCUCAAGGACCUCAUCCCCAAGGCCAUGGACGGCCAGAAGGAGAGCACCGACGCCCGCCUCGUCGAGCUCAAUGCCGAGCUCAAGAGCCUGAAGAAGCUAAUGGGUCAGCGCAUGGCCCCCGCCUCGCCUACACCUUCGACCUUCGGUGUCGGCCCAUCCGCCCGCACUACUAUUACCCCUUCCAACACCACCCCCGCCCCUUCCGCACCACAGUCCAAUGGCACGUCCUCCCCGGUUGUGCCUGCGUCUGAGGGCCCAAAGCCCGCCUCCGUCAGCAACGGCAAGGGCACUGAGUCUACCGCGUCGCUGUCUGGUCGCGGGUCUAGCACCCCGUACAGCGCGGGCGUGCCCACUGGACGCGCACCGAUCCCGGCGUGGCAGAUGGCAGCGGCCAAUAAGGCUGCUGCUGCUGCACCGGCGGCUUCUUCGAGCUCGCCAGCUGCGGGCGCGUCGGAUGCACAGGACGAGGCACAGGCUUAGGGGUUUGGCUGUAAUAUCACGGAGGGAAGCGGGGAGGAAGAGAGUGGUUUGCAUGGGACGGCGCUGGGGAUAACGUGAGAGCUAUUUGAUUAUUGUAUUUAUAUGAUCUAUAGGAUGGCAAAUGUUUGUUCGAAAUUUACUUGAUGGUGGGGUUGUAUGUUGCGGCUAUGUGAACCUUGCUAUUUGGAAUUGGGUGAAAUCACAUGUAAUAUAAGUAUGUGUUAUAGG
Molecule: messenger RNA, 1552 nt
Organism: Pseudogymnoascus verrucosus
Lineage: Eukaryota; Fungi; Ascomycota; Leotiomycetes; Thelebolales; Thelebolaceae
Gene: PEX14
Product: peroxisomal membrane protein pex14
Exons: 4
Coding region: 227-1324 (365 amino acids)
Biological process (GO): protein import into peroxisome matrix, docking
Cellular component (GO): peroxisomal importomer complex; peroxisomal membrane
Molecular function (GO): signaling receptor binding
Source: RefSeq, a predicted model, not a curated record